Molecule: messenger RNA, 916 nt
Organism: Racocetra persica
Lineage: Eukaryota; Fungi; Glomeromycota; Glomeromycetes; Diversisporales; Gigasporaceae
Source: the annotation of a GenBank genome assembly
UCAGCAGUUAAAAAGUAUAACAUAAAAGAAAUACCUUAUAAAGCAUUUAGUAAUAAAAAAAAGAUAAAAAGAGGGGGAUUCGGAAUAGUAUUUAGAGUAAAAUGUGAGUCGUUAGGAGAUGUAGUCAUUAAAGAAGUGGCUGAUACAGAUGUAGAUGAACAAAACAGGAAGAUUUUCAUAAACGAACUAAAACAGCAUAGUAGAGCUAACCAUCCUCGAAUUAUUCAAUUUCAUGGGAUCACUAUGGAUAAGGACGAAGAAAUACAUUUUCUUGCUCUAGAAUAUGCAAAUAACGGAAAUUUACGACAAUAUUUAAAAGAAUUAAAACCAGGAUGGCUAGAGAAAAUUAGACUUACAACUCAAAUAGCCGAAGGAAUGUGCUAUCUUCAUAGCAUAAAUAUCAUACAUCGUGACUUGAAGGAUAUUAAAAUUUCGGACUUUGGAUUUUCAAGAAAACUUGAUUGUAUGAUGAAUACAAAUAGUAAACAUCUUUAUGGUGUAAUUCCUUUUGUCGAUCCUCAAAAGCUCAAAAACUUUCAAUAUAAGUGCGAUCAAAAAUCUGACAUUUAUAGCAUCGGUGUGCUUAUGUGGGAGGUCUCGAGUGAUGGACAAAUUCCAUUUGCUCAGGAAAAUUAUAGUACACUCGCAAUAAGUAUCAUUCAAGGUUUACGCGAAAAACCUGUCUCAGGAACCCCUAUGCAUUACAUUAGUCUUUAUUCAGGAUGUUGGAAUAAUGAGCCGCAUAAACGUCCUUCCGUGGUGGAAAUCUUUCGACAAUUAGAAACUUUAGAAUUGGAUCCUAAAUACAAAGAUACCGAACUUAAAGAAAAUAAUAGCUCUGAUUUUAAAAGCGUUGAUAUUGACGGCGAAAUUUAUAAAACAAAAGGGAGUAGAGAUUUAGAAUUUCGUAUCAACA